Molecule: messenger RNA, 3380 nt
Organism: Folsomia candida
Lineage: Eukaryota; Metazoa; Arthropoda; Collembola; Entomobryomorpha; Isotomidae
Exons: 7
Coding region: 997-2826 (609 amino acids)
Molecular function (GO): protein binding
Source: RefSeq, a predicted model, not a curated record
UUUUUGGAAUAAUGGGAAAGUCUCAAAUUCCCAACUGUCUCCGUAUGUAAAUAUGUACAUUAGAUGUAUGUAAGUACAUACGAUGCCACGAUGUGAACAAAAAUCUCUAAAUUAUUGUUUUCUUUAUUACUCUGAAUACCACGUCGCGUCCUCCAUUUUUCGCCAUGUGUGUAUCUCGCCCACUUGACCCACUGCUCCACCUCUGCAAUUGCUACAUAAUAAUCCCGUCUUAUCAUAUCGAAUAGUCAUAUCACAGAAAUGUCGAAUGUAUCUUGCGAUAGUGGUCCAAAACAAGGGCUGGAAUAAGUAGGAAAGGAAGGGGGUUGAACUAAAAUUUUUGGAUGAUAACAAACCUCAAAUAGAUUUAGGAAAUUAGGAUUUUUUUAGGAACUUCAUACGUUAAAAAUAUCGUUAGAGCCGAGAAAUGAUUAAAAAUUAUGCUAACUUUGAAGAUCUUGUGAUGAGUAAUCGAGCCCUAAGUUAAACCUCAAAUUAUAUACUGUAAAAGUCGAAAAAAAUCUCACAAAAAAAUCUCACAGUGUCCCCUUCCGACCUCCUCACCUCACAAACCUUAUGGACCACAUUGAAAUUUCAUAAGCAACCUUAGAAAAAUGGCGAAAGAAGGUCAUGAAGAGUAACACGAUGUGAGAACGAGGUCAUAUCGUGCCACGGUCAAGACAUACAAGUUUUGAUAAGUGUCUGCAUAGUCACUCACCUACUUUUGGUUAUCCACACUUUAAACCAGAUUAUUCGGAACUGAUAAGUUAACUGCAAAGCUAAUUGGAUGCAUGAGUAUGCACAUAUGCGUUUAUGAAGAGUCUCACAUAAGCCAAAUUCUCUGAUAACCCGAUUUGAUAAGGCGUGCAGAUAAGUCUUUUGGACCAAGUGAAUCAGUAAAUACAAGCUUACACAAUGUAUUACAUAUAUGUAUAAUCGGAUUAGUUAGUGACAAUUUAUUUCACUUCUAAAUUUUUGCAAAAUAUUCGCGAAAACAUAAUGUUGCGAUCUCUAAGUUUUGCAGGGUCGGAUCGUAAUUCCCGACCUGGUACGCCAAUCCAGCGACUUUGGCGAUAUUUAUCAACGACAGAAAUUUCCGGGUACAGAUCGGAGCAGUCGCUCCCAUUCGCACAAAUUGUGGAUGAUGGUCACCCCCUCGGACUUGGAAAUCCCAAGAUUUUACGCCAAAUUUUAGGCCACAUGGACACAAAAACUUUAAUUUCCCUGCGUCGCGUGAGUCUUCGUUGGAAUCACGUCUCGUGCGAAAUUCUUCGUCGGAACAUGGCCCCAGUUUGCAUACGCCCUUCGCAAAUCAAAAAGUUCUUGAGAUUCAUGAAACGCUGUUUCUGCAAUCCGUUUGGAUCUUAUGCAAUUAGAAUCGAAAAUUUGGGGGAACUUUCCAACAGAAACUUUUUCAAACGGUUUAGUCUCGACGUUAUCAAGUUACGAGUGAAAAUUGCAAGCGAUGAAAUUCCCGAGUUUUUCAACCGUGUGUUGAAAGGUCUCACGAAUUUGGAGGAGUUGCAUCUCAUCCGAAUUCCGGAGGGGGCCUUGUACUUGCGGACGGCGUAUGUCCCCCCGUCCGUCUGGGUUUAUGGAAUUUUUCAUUUUCCCAAACUAAAAUCCAUCAUUUUUGAAAAUGACGAUCCAACGAUACCAUUUCACAGGAAUUAUGAUGCUAUUUUAUCACAAGUGCUGAAUAGUGCGCCAAAUUUGGUUAGGGUUACGUUCGUGUCGUGGGAUAGUCAUUUUUCGAGGGUGAUUUCUAGAUGUGGGAUCUCAAACCCGAAAUCCUUUGACGGCUGGUCAUUCUCAAAAUGCAAUCCUAAACUAAAAGAAGAUUUAGUCGAACUAUUUUACGAGGAUAAAAUGAAAUUUAAAGCCUUAAAAUUCGAAAUUGACAAAACUGGGUCGCCAUCCUCCCUAGAUUUUGACCUUGUGAUGGACCUCAUCCUCCAAACGGGCGAUCACCUUUACCACCUCGCCCUUCGGAGUGACGACGCCACGCAAGAGUUCCUCUGCUCCUUCAAAUUGCGACGCCUGAUCACCCUCAGCCUCCAAGGAUGGCUCGGACCAGUCCACUUGAUCGGAAUGGGGCACCAAUUUCCCAACUUAAAAUCACUAAAAGUCAACCCCUCAAAUUUUUCGGGGCACGAUUUCUCAAAAAAUCCGAGAUUGGAACUCCCCACCGUGGAAACUUUGACCGUAAUGCCGCUCGAUGGAGUUGAAUUGAAUCCAGUGGAUGCAAACCUGAUGGAAAACUUAGUCAAAAUAUUUCCCUGCGUUAAAAAUCUGCACGUCCAAGUGGACGGGAUUGAACCGCUGCAUGUCGUUUAUACGCAUUGGAGUCGGCUGACCAGGUUGUGGGUGGACGUGCGAGGAAGUGGGGGCGAAGGGGGGGAUGAAGCCUUCACCGGAAUUCCGCCGGAAGUAGUGAAGAUUUUAGGAUAUUGGGAAUGUGGUUGUAGUCGCUUAUCAUUUCCGGAAGAGGCGAGAAGACCAACACACAUUGGAAAGUUAGGAGAACUACGCGAGCUUAUCAUUCGAGCCGGAAACUUAACGGAUGCCACCCUGCUGGAAGGAAUCUCUCAAUUAAAACAGCUCCAAGUUUUGUGGCUUCUUCCAUCCUUUUCUCAACUACGGAAUAAUUCUGAUAGCAAUUCGGAUGAAAUUCCGGCCCACGAAACGCCCAAACCGUGGUGUUUACGAGCGAUAGUGGAUUGUUUAGAAAAGUUGACACAUUUAGUGACGUCGAGCGAAAUAGUUUAUCCUCCACAAGAUGUUGACUACUUACGAGCCAAGAAACCAGAGUUGAUGUGGAUUAAAUAAAUGUUUCAUGACAUGAUGUCGUCGGAUAAUCCAGAUUCUGACAGUUUGCUGUGACAGAUUUUGUUACAUAUUCGCCUUGCCAGGCUGAAAAUACAGAUUAGGAAGGUUUCGCAGGUGGCUGGCGAACUGGACUUUUUGCUUCCAGUUAAGAUGGAAACUUUGAAAUUUUCCGUGCUACUUGUUCUCAUGGGGGUUUCUCUGCUUUGUCAUGAAGCGACGCCUCUGCCACCACCCUGGGUUCAGAAACUUAUCGAGUCAAAAUCUGGGUUCAAGUUUACGACGCCGUCCCCAAUCGUGGUCUACUCGGCGGCCGUCAUUCCCCAAAAGCAGGAGGGGGCAUACUGGAAGUCUGCGUACAGUUUUAAAAAUAAGGACAAAAAGAAGGGGAGAGGAAAAUGGGGAUAUAAAAAUCCAGGGGGGAAAUGGAACUCGGAAAAUGUGGGGGCUUAAUUAAUAUAGUUAGAAAAUAAUUUGUAAUUAAAAACAAAUAAAAUCACAUUUGCUUAAGUUUUCAAAAUUAUUUAAAUAUUUUAUUAAAUUGUUCAAUUUAUUAA